AUGCAGUGCGCUGACAUGUUCAACGUGAAAGCUGAUAUUUGCCAGCUGGGAAUUGACCAGCGCAAGAUCAACAUGCUUGCUCGCGACUAUUGCGACCAGGCAAAGAUCCGCUUCAAGCCUUUCAUUCUGAGCCACCACAUGCUCAUGGGUCUCAAGGAGGGUCAGGAGAAGAUGUCGAAGAGCGACCCAGAGUCGGCCAUUCUUAUGGAAGAUGCGUCGGGCGACGUGAGCCGUAAGAUCGAGAACGCCUUUUGCCCGGAGGGGGUUGUGGCGGCGAAUCCGAUUCUGGAUUACAUGAAGCACAUUAUCUGUCCACGCUUUGGUGCCCAAGGCGUGAAAGUGAAGCUCAUGGACGAGACGGAGGAGACGUUUGCAAGUUAUCAGGAGCUUGAAGACGCCUUUGUUGCGCGUCAAAUCAGUGGCACCGAUCUCAAAGCGGCACUGGCCAAGUAUCUGAACGAAAUUCUGGAACCUGUCCGCGAGCACUUUUCAAGGGGUGACGCCCAAGAGUUGUUGGCCAAAGUGCGCUCGUCUCGCAUCACUAGGUGA
This is a messenger RNA of Hyaloperonospora brassicae, 549 nucleotides long. The record is from the annotation of a GenBank genome assembly. NCBI's taxonomy places the organism in Eukaryota, Oomycota, Peronosporomycetes, Peronosporales, Peronosporaceae.